Molecule: messenger RNA, 441 nt
Organism: Aspergillus terreus NIH2624
Lineage: Eukaryota; Fungi; Ascomycota; Eurotiomycetes; Eurotiales; Aspergillaceae
Product: GNAT family N-acetyltransferase
Exons: 2
Coding region: 1-441 (146 amino acids)
Molecular function (GO): acyltransferase activity, transferring groups other than amino-acyl groups
Source: RefSeq, a predicted model, not a curated record
AUGACAACCCCAACAUCCCACCCCCAAACCUGGACCAAAGGAGACUACCUCAUCUCAACAGACAUCUCCCUCAUCUCCCUCCCCAAACUCAACGCUUGGUUCGCAUCCGACGAUCUAUACUGGGCUUCUCCGCUCCCACUCGAUGCCCUACAGCAGACAAUCCAGAGCUCUCUCUGUUUCGGCCUCUAUCACAACCCCCCUCAGCAGGACGACUCCCUCGAUUUCAUCGGGAUCGCCCGCUGCGUCACCGAUUACACCACAUUCGUCUACAUAACUGAUGUCUAUGUCGACGCGAGCCACCGCGGCAACGGCCUGGGUAGUUGGCUGGUCGAGUGUGUGGGCGAAGUCACCGAUGCCAUGCCGCAUUUGCGACGGAGAAUCGAAAAUCGGAGAGGGGAUGGCUAUGAUGAUGCGGAAGGGGAGAGGGUAUCCGCAGUAUAG